AUAUUAUUUUAUUGGUCCGGCCCACUUUAUAUCAUAUUAGGCUGUAUGUGGCCCCUGAACUAAAAUGAGUUUGACAUCUCUGAUCUGAAAAAACAGUGGACUUCAUCAUAUGUCUCCAAAGAUCAUCAGGAAAAUGUGUAAAAGGAAUCCACCAGUUAUAUAUGAUAAAUAUGAAAAUGGUCAAUUAUUUGUAAUUAUAACUAUAAAUGUGACACUACUGUUUCCUCUACAUAAAUACUCAGAUCUCCUUUAAGAACCACAUAAAUCCUAUGUCUGUAACAUCUUUAAUCCUACAGCUUUGAUAAGAACAUGUAAGUUUUACACUUAUGAACAGUCACACCCAGAUUCCAAGAAUGAACAAGAUGGUUGGUUUUGGCGCGUGUUCACUGUUGCUCACAGCUUUCAACGAAUCUAGUACGAGCGACAGCACAGCCUCAUUUACAUACAAGCUGAAUAAAUGAAUAGCUUGGACAGAGUCAUGACAUCCUGUCUUGUGAAACAUUACAAGUCAACAUGCCUGAGCAAGUGAAAGUAGCAAAGAAAGGCUCCAAGAAAGCCGUGUCAAAGUCCGCCGGUAAAGGAACCAAGAAAAGGAGAAGGGGAAGGAAGGAGAGCUACGGCAUCUACGUCUACAAAGUCCUGAAGCAGGUCCAUCCUGACACCGGCAUCUCCUCCAAAGCCAUGAGCAUCAUGAACUCGUUCGUCACUGACAUCUUUGAGCGGAUCGCCGGUGAAGCCUCCCGUCUGGCUCUGUACAACAAACGCUCCACCAUCUCAUCCAGGGAGAUCCAGACCGCCGUCCGCCUCCUGCUGCCCGGGGAACUGGCCAAACACGCCGUGUCUGAGGGCACCAAGGCCGUGACCAAGUACACCAGCUCCAAGUAAAUCUGCAGCUUUCUGCAUCAAACUAAAGGCCCUUUUCAGGGCCACACACCGCCUCAUAAGAACAACUUCCACGUGUGGAUGCAGUAAUAGAAUUUUCAACAAGUUACCACAGUAUUUCACAACCUAUUUUGGCUCGUGACCCCAUCUUAACCUUAUUACAUUUCUGGCGA
Sphaeramia orbicularis (orbiculate cardinalfish) is the source of this 1055-nucleotide messenger RNA. RefSeq names its product histone H2B 1/2-like. Gene Ontology annotation, cellular component: nucleosome. Gene Ontology annotation, molecular function: DNA binding; structural constituent of chromatin; protein heterodimerization activity. The coding region runs from base 514 to 885 and encodes 123 amino acids. The record is from RefSeq and is a predicted model, not a curated record. The transcript has a single exon. NCBI's taxonomy places the organism in Eukaryota, Metazoa, Chordata, Actinopteri, Kurtiformes, Apogonidae.